UAGAUUUACGGUGACGAAAGUUUCGCUGAUGAAUUUGAACGAAAUUUAAUUUGCUAAUUAAUAAAAUAACCAGCGGAAAUGAUGCAUUAAUAUCAAGAUGAAUGCAUUUAUAAUAUUAUUGUUGAUUUUCGUGGCAAUCCAUGCAAGCCUUUCUUGGCUAUUACCCGCUGUGUUGUCAUGGCUGUUUAAACGAAAGUAUCACAUCAAGUUGAAAAUAGGCAGGAUCGCUGUGUUGAAGUUGAUUCUAAAAGAUGUUAGUCUAUCCAAAGACAGAUAUAAUGUACACAUCGACGAAAUAUCAUUCCGUAGCAGUUUCUUUAACUCGGAAAUUAACAAGCUGGUGUCCCUUGUGAUAAAGGGCGUAGAGGUCACCAACCAAGUUGAAGAAAAGAGGAGUGUUGUUGUUGAGACCAUUCUCAAGCCUCUGUUGUCCAAACAGAACUCUGUUUCAAAGAAUGAGGCCAAUGACCAGACUACCAGUGUGGAUGCUCUUAAUCCUAGCUUGAGCAGGAUAGCUCAGGGGAAAAUACUAGAUUUCAGAGAUAAGAAGUUACCUCAUAGUUUGAUUAUGUUUGCUCAGUUCAUGGGUGUGCAUGUAUUCAAUGUAUCAAUAACCAUACAAAAUGCACUAGCAAACAACACUACGCUGAAUGUCACUGCUGUAGAGGUCCAUGCAGAUGGAGCGGCUGGGGGGCCCGCGAGGGCUUUGGUGUUUUCCGCCAACCUCGUCCAAGUCAAAGCUAAGAUCUUGAAGGAAGGUGGACGGUUAGCUGAAGCUGGCUGUAGCUUGCUGAUUGAAGGCACCGUGAAGGCUGAGGGCCCACUUAACGUUGAAAAAAUCCACGCAGUAGUCACCAACACAACAUUAUCAUUCCAAGAUGAGUUGUUCCAGCACUUGCACAGGAAUAACGUACCCAAGCAGAGACAAAGGCCGGAACUGGUCACAGAAGACCAUUUGAGCACUCUUAUCCCACGGCUGUCCCCAGUUAUACCAAAGAUAUUUAGUCUAAGAAUCGACACCACCCAUGUGAAAUGUGUGGACAAUCUAACGAAAACAAAUGCCGAGAUGUCUCUGCAAAGUUUGCAAAUAAACUCAAGAUUCAGCGCUGCGUCAGUGAUCCUCACCGACUCCGGGGCUGUGGUGACAGGCGUUCCACAGGUGUACGUGGCGUUCCUGAUGGAUCAGUUCCAGCUGACAGCGGACAGGGAGCAACUUGUGGUGUUGCACAAACUAAAACUGGAUGCAAAGCUAGAAAAGGGUGUGUUAAAUCUGUACCUGAUACUCAGCACACUAUCCGUCACGUACGACCACGAGCGGGCGUUCAACUUGUACACGGCGGUCGUGGAGCGCGUGAAGAAGGCGAGGGCGCUGCAGGUCAGGGGAUACACUCAAGAGUCUGGCAUCCCCCCGUGGGUGUCCCGCUUCCUGUCGCUGUGCGUGGUGCAGGGCUGCGCGGAGCUGCGCGCGGCCCGCACGUCGCUGCGGCUGCGGGGCGGACACGAGCUCGCCGCCGGCUGCGCGGGGCUCAAGGUCAAGCUGGAGCAGCUGCCUGAGCGCAGGGAAGAGGAAUACAGCUGGCGGGUGGCGCAGCUAGUGGUGGGGCGGCGGCACUGGAGCGCGGAGCUGCUGCUGGACGGCGGCUGGGCGGCGCGCGGCGCGCAGCCCCCGCCGCGCCGCGGGCACGCCUGGGGCGCCGCGCUGCUGGCCGUGGCGCUGCUCAAGUGGGGCAGCCACGGGCCCAGGGGCUCCAAGGUCGAAGCGAUGAUAGACUCCCUCCGCCUCGAAUGGAGCAAGACCAUGGCAGAGACAAUAAUCGCCUUAGCCGAAUGUCUAGACCAAUACAGGUCUCCUAAACCCGCCCCCCUCCCGAAACCGACUCCAGUUUCCCCCACCAACGUCACUAUGACCGUGGCCUUAUCCCAUAUAAACCUGUUUCUUAUCAUCAAUGAGGAUAUGUGCCUGAUGAUCAGGAUUGACGCCGUGACCUUGGAGAAGACUGCGGUCAAAUCUGGGGCGCUGGUGUCUGGGUUGAAGGUGGUGGAUAUGGUGCCUUAUAAAGGCAACGUCCCGUGUCAAAGAUCUGACGAGAUCGCAUCAGCAUUCUUCCACGUCAGAAUGGCCAGAAUUGAACACAUACCUUCCAAAGAUCAGAACUCCUUCUUACUAGACUUACAAUUCCUGGAGAAUGUAGAUUUUGAAUGGAGCGCUAAUUUGCAUCUUAAAAUAUUCACCUUCAUCAAAGCUGUGAAGGCUUUUAGAGAAGAUUUUAAAGUUAGGAAAGAAAGAGAUGAAGAGGUACCCGUGCAAGAGAGGAGGAAAGGGAAGGCGAUAGAUUGGAAGAUAGGCUUCAAAGGAGAGACCAAUUUAGGACUGAUUCUUUCGAAAGAAAAUAACAUACUUUUUGCUACAGACGACAUGACGAUAGCUUACGACCACGAGAUGGGUUUGUCGAUAGCGUGGAGUAUACUCAAGAUGAUACUGAAUGGAGAUGAACUGUUGACGGUGGAAGGUUUCUCCAUGGAGAGGGUGUCUGAUGACCACGAUGUCAGGGUCGAGAGGAAGGCGAACGAGGGUUUUGUACUCGUGUGGAAUAAAGUUUGGUCGGUAAAUGUGGACUCAGUCCGUCUGAUAUUCCCGUACAAGCACCGGUUUGCGGACGCGGUGCAAGGCGACCUGGUUUCCUUGUUCAAGUGGGUGAAGAUUGUCCACGGGGUUCAGAAGAAACCAUUCACUUCUGACAGUCCUUUACCUAGUGAUUUGAAUAUUAAGAUUGAAGAGAUCCUAAUCGAGAUGAGUGACGACCCGUUCGAGGUGAAACUGCGGGACAAUUACGAGCUCCUGGAGGACGAAUACAAGGAGAGUCAGAAGAGGCGGACCAUGCUUGAUGCGAAGGUGCAAGAGCUAUGCAAAUCCCAUCUAUUUCUGCCGUCCGGUAAAGUGGAAGAACUCUACGCGACGCUCCAACAAAAAGACGCACAAAUCUACGUGCAGCGCUGCCGAGCGGCCCCGCCCCCUCGCACGCGAUUGGUCGCCUGCUGCUUGUCUAAAUUACACUUGAUCGCAUUGGCCGAUCCCACUAUACAUGGCACGAGGAAUGUAGUCGACGGAUUGAGGAAUGUCGACUUUGAUUCCCCCUGGCCAGAGGACGGCAUAGAGUUCACCACUCUAUGGUGCCGUGCGGUCUCCGUUCGAUGUGCGCAAUGGCAACUAUUGCUAAGGGACUUCCCCCAACCACUGCUUCAUAUGAGUGCUUUGCGGCUGUGGGGGACGAUACGGGCGGCCGAAGAAAAACCACCACCUAGAGCUGUGAGAACGGUGGAGAUAGACCAAGGAGAGCCGUGGGGCAAGAUGGAGCUAGAACGGAGCAUGAUGCCCCUCAAGUGGUACUACGACCUGUGUUGCGAAAUGGCGCAGUUCAGCUACGCGUUCGGGCCUUGCUGGGAACCUGUCAUAGCUCAUUGCAAUUUGUCUUUCGAUCAAGUAUCUCGGCCAUCUUUAGAUCCAUCCGCCCCGCUAUCGUGGUGGGACAAAGUCCGCCUGCUAAUGCACGGACGUUUGACCGCCAAUUGCGCAAGAUUCACGUGUUUGUUGCACGUCUCCCUAGACCCUUACAAUACCACGGAGGAGAUGGAAGUCACCUGGACAGAUUUGGUGUUAGACUGGACCAAUGGCAAAUUAGGUUUCAUGGGCGAACUGAACGUGUUCGUCCGGACGGCGAGUAAAUACGACGACUGCCGAGUGCUGAGAGUGCCCGCGUUGCGGCUCGCCGUCAAACUCGGCUGGCUGUGCGUCGGCGACCCGAAGGACCAUCACGCCGUGGCGCCGUGUGCUCCUACUAGGAAGCCAGAGUAUUCAAGCAAUCAGGAACACGACUCGUACCGAGCGUUCCGCUCACAAGGACUGGACGUGCAUUUGAGUAUGGACACGAAACCAAUAGACAAAGACGGACCGUGCUUACUACUCUACGGAAGUACACUCAGAUGGUUCGAGAGUCUGAAGCUGAUUCUAUCAGGUAUAACCCGACCGACUAGGAGAGGCCGCGUGUUUGGCAACGUUAGGCCUCGCAAGCCGCAGUUGUCACGGCAUUACAGGAAUUUGAGUGUGUCGCUCACCCUUCAUAAUUUGCAGGUAUUCUACUGGCAAUCUUCAUCAAUGCAACGCGGUAUAGAAAUGCUCGGAGUGCGAGUAACUUGCGGCUCCAAGCAUCGCCUGUCAUUGGUUCCGUCCAAUGAUGGCCUGGUGCGGAGGCCCAGGGCCAACUGGACCACGGUGUACAUGAACUGCGAUCUGAACGAUGCGGAAAUAUGGCUGAAGACCAGGCAAGCUGCUUCCGAGGAGAGGGAAGGCGAUGAGAAGUCAUCAGUAUUAGCCCCCAUGGCGAUGGAGAAGUGCUACUGCCUGUCGGUGCGGCGCGUGUCGUACGGGCGCGAGGCGGGCGGCGGUGGGGGCGGCGCGGGCGUUGCGGGGGCGGGGGGAGUGGGGGGAGCGGGGGGCGCGGGGGCGGCGGGGGGUGCGCCCACGCACCGGCUGGCCGUGCACGACCUGCGCGGCGCCUGGACCAAGCUCAACCGGGACCUGGCCUUCGCUCUCAUCGACACCUACAUCAAGACUCAGCAACUGAAGAAGAAUUUGUCCACCAAGGCGCUGAAGGAAGAAGAGGCUGCAGCUUCUUCUCCGAAACAUCAACGAGAGGCGGAUGUUGUGUCACCGCCACCGACUGGAUCCUCUCAGAGCGGUGGAGCCGGCAACGUGAGCGCCGGCGCGGGGAUGCUGGCCGCGCUGGUGGCGGAGGCGGGCGGCGACGCGCCCGUCGUGUUCAGCGACGAGCUGGCCGGCACGGACGCGGACGCGGCUCCUGCGCACGCGCCGGCCCGCCCCACGCUCGACGACGACACCGCGCACACCGCCUGUCUCAUCGAGCUGGUGAACUCCCAAGUGGUGCUCAAAGGCUGCGAGACCCGAGGCUACGUCAUCCUCUGCGCCGCCCGAGCGGAAGUGAGGCAGCGUGUCCGGCGGCAGCCCGCCGCGUCGGCGUGGAGCGGCGCGUUGUCCGCCAUGCAGUACUACGCGACCGUCUCCGCCGGCGACCGCGACCAGUUGGACGAAAACAUCCAGUGGGUGUCGGUGGAGGAGAUAGAAGAGAGGUGGUCGGGCGCCGAGAUCAGCACAUUGCCGGACGUGCCCCGGCUGGUAGGCAGCGGCCACUCCGCCGGCGGGGUCAUCGGCCGCACUGUCGGGCCCAGCGCCGACGCCGGCCUCGCUCAGUUACAACGCAUCGUCUCCCGCUGCGCUUGCGAGUUCUACUACACGUCCGUGGAAGAAGCGGAGCGGACGAACUCGGGGUCUGGCUGGCUGAGCAGCCCGCAGCCCUACGACUCCUUCACCCUGAUGCACCACGACCUCGACGUGUGCACCAACUCCUUGCAGUACGCCAUGCUGCUGGACGUGGUCAACAACGUGGUCCUUCACGUGGAGCCCGAGAGGCGUCGCACGCUGGAGCGGCGCGCGCGCAUGCGGUUCCAGUUACAGUUGCAUCAGGACCAGGAUCCAAGGCAUCUGAUACACAAGCUUCAGACUCAGGUCCGGGAAUCUCUCGCUCGUCUCCGACGCCUGGAGAAAGACUACUAUCUGAAAAACCGCUCCAUCACGGGCAACGACCCCGCCGCUUUGGACGAGCUGAAGAACUUGGAUGAUCAGGUGAACGAGUGCAAAGAGUGCGUGUGGUCGCUCGGCGAGGAGCUGGACGCGAUGGUGCGCGCGUGGCGCGAGCUGGGCCGCGAGCUGGGCCGCAGCGCUGCGCCCGCGCCGCGCGAGCCGCUGGCGCCGCCGCACCGCCUCAACGAGAUCUGCUUCAAGUCCGCGCGCUGGCGGCUCACCGACGCCGACGGCCAGCUGGGCAUUGCCGAUUUGUUGCUCACUAAUUUCUUGUACACGAAAACAUCCCGGUCCGACGACUCGGUGGAGCAUCAGCUGGAAGUGGGGUACAUGCGCGUGACUAACCUGCUGCCAAACGAGCCUUUCCCGGAGGUAUUAGUGCCGCAAGCUGCGUCGGGCCGCGCGCCGCUGGCCCGCCGCGCGGCGCUGCGCGUGUUCUGCCGCGACCGCCCGCCCGUCGGCGGCAUCGCCGUCAAGGAGCACUUCGAGGUCAACAUUGUGCCCUUCAACAUUGGACUGACGAAGAAGUUCUUCAACACCAUGCUGAAGUUCUGCUUCCCUGAACGCGACCCCGACUCCAUAGAGGACGGUGAGGACGAGGAGGGCUCCCUGAAAGCCAGCUCAUCGACCAACCUGGUCUCCACCGGCUCCAAGAAGGCGAAGAAGAAGAGCAAAGACUCCAACUCCAACUUCUACGUCAAGAGGGAUAAGAAGGAUAAAGAUGACGUGGAGAAGAUGAAGGAGCGUGCCGAAAAGAACAAGCUGUUCAUCUACAUCAAGAUCCCGGAAGUGCCUGUCCGCGUGUCCUACAAGGGCAGCAAGGAGAAGAAUCUAGAAGACGUGAGGGACUUACCCCUGGUACUGCCUACCCUGGAGUACCAUAAUGUCACGUGGACGUGGCUGGAUUUAUUGCUGGCCACUAAGAGCGAUACGCGGAGGGUGAUCCUGUCGCAGGCCAUCCGCCAGAAGCUGCAGCUGCACCGGCGAGCGGCCGCCGCUCCGGAACCCAGGGAGGAGGACAAGGCCAGGCUGUUACUUGGCGAGAGGACGGUGGCAGAGAACAAACCGCAUAAGAAGAGCACACCAAGUGUGUUCAAAUUCUCCAAAUCUUAGCCGUAAAGUUAGUACCAUCAUAGAUUUCGGAAUUAUAUGAGACCAUAGAAGUCGUAAAUACUAGUUUAUUUGACGUGACACCGUAUCGGUUUCAUAUUGAAUCUCAUUUCUGACAUCUUUGCAUUUGCGCAGAAAACUGCGUGCGUUGCAAGACGACGACAUAAUAUUCCCAUUUUUUUUAAACUACAUAUUUGGUUUUGGUUGCUACAAAUAAACAAUCAAUCAAUUCAUAUUUUUUAUUCUUUAAAUCUUCAUAACAUGGCAUUAUUACAUAGGUUUAUGGGACUCAUCAAUUAAGUUUGACAAAACCUGUGUCCGGCAAGUCCCGCUCUUAAUAAACAGUGGCAACGCAAUGCACUAUGAACAAAGUUAUAAUUCUACAAAGAAAGGUUCAAUUCAAACUGCAAUUUAGAAAGAAAAUUUCAUGUAACCGAUUUAAGCAAUGCCUCAUUUUCGUUGUACGUAAGCUUCUGUAACCAGGACAAGCAAUGCUCGUUUACAUUAAUUAGUUCGUUAAUACACAAUUAAUUGAUACAGAAUACCGUGCAAGUUUAAGAACUUUUCAAGUACAAAAUUGGCAUUUCUAUUGCUCUAUAAUAUUCCGAUUUCUUUGAGUGGGAUUAAGCAAGCGAAUCUGAACCAAAUGUAUACAAUAAGUUUGAGGCUAGUGGUAUAAAUAUUUUUGACGAGAAAAACAUUGUUUUUCUGAUGUUAUGUCCUUACUGUGAGAGUAAUAUUCCAUUCAUGGAUAUUAAGAGAUUUUAAUAAUAUCUUUCUUGUUCCAUAUUUUUUAUGAAUACCUACAUAAUAUGUAUUUCUAAUUAAUAUUUAUUUAAUGAGUUGUUUAUUAGAAUGUGUUUUUUUAAAGUAUUGGUGUUUAAGUAUUCAUAUAAUAAGAGACGUCUAUUUAAACAAAUGUUUGUAAUGUUUACGUCUGUUUUUCCUGUUUGUAAUUUUCUGCAGAAGAAAUAGUUUUUAAGAAUUUCAACGUAAAAUUGUGCAUAUCAAUGGUGAUUGAAUACAAACCAUAAAUAUUAAAAUAUUAAGUUUAAUCUUUUGAGAUUUAACGAGUUCUUGAAAAUAUUCUUAUUCAUUAAAGUAAUAUAACAAUUAAUUUGAUAUGAUAAUAAAUUAAUAAUAUAAAUAAAAUAAACAUUCAAAUGAAAGGGAAUGGCAAAUAUAUUUUUAGCAAGUAUGUUAGACAAAAAACAUAAAAUAAAAUAAAAAAUGUUAUAUUUAAUUAAAGUUACGAAUAUAAAUAUCGUUGCAUUAUUAAAUGUGAUCAUUUACAUAUAUUAAGAAGUCUAACCAACUGUAGAUUAAAAAAUAACGCGCAUCAAUGCAUUUUUCUCUUAUUAUGUGUAUUUUUUAUAUACGAGUAUAAUGUAUGUAACAUUUGAAGGAUUAACCUUACCUAAAUAAUGAACCUAAUAAAUUAAUCAAAAUUAUUUAAGAUUGGAAUAUGUGAGUUUCUGUAAUUUUUGCAAUAUAAUCAUGUUAAUUAAAUUGCAAUAUAAAGCAAUUUAGAUUUUUUCAAUUUUAUUUAGCUUAUAGGUAUUAUCACAGGAUAAUUAUCAAUAUAUGUAUAUCUCAAUAAGUAUUUCAUUCAAACUAUCCAUGGAAGACUGUUAUAAUUAAUUAAAUAGGUGAAUAAGUAUGUGAUUAUAUUUAACGAAUAAAAAAUAAGUUUCUUAUUAAUUAAUAAGUUAGUACUACAAAUUAAUGUUCAUUUUAAUUAGUUUUUUUUUAUUAGAAUGUGUUUUUUUAAGUAUUGGUGUUAUAAUCAGAUAAAUAGUGUUGUGAUUCACUAAGAUAUCCUUAAUUGUUAGAGUCAAUAUUUACUACCAUGCAAUAUAGUAUCUAUAAAUCUUAAUAUUUUCUAGGUGAAGUGUUUUUUACCAUUAUAGCAUUAUAUUAUUGUGCGACAAGA
Messenger RNA from Amyelois transitella, 8699 nucleotides. It is a transcript of the gene hob, whose product is annotated as protein hobbit. Bases 98 to 6769 code for a protein of 2223 amino acids. The transcript is spliced from 38 exons. The record is from RefSeq and is a predicted model, not a curated record. Lineage: Eukaryota; Metazoa; Arthropoda; Insecta; Lepidoptera; Pyralidae.